This is a messenger RNA of Paraglomus brasilianum, 1614 nucleotides long. Lineage: Eukaryota; Fungi; Glomeromycota; Glomeromycetes; Paraglomerales; Paraglomeraceae. The record is from the annotation of a GenBank genome assembly.
AUGAAACUGCGUUCAGGACGCGCACGAAUAUUCCAAACUUCGAUUGAUGAUUAUAUGUUUGGCGAAACCUCGCCUCGACCAAGUCGAGAUAAAAAUAAGAAUAAAGAGAAUGAAGAUAUAUACUUGUCGGAAGAAAUAGAAGAUCCUCAGGAUAGCCCUACAAGGAAAAGAAGACUUACAAAACCUCACCUAGUCGUCACCACCGAUUCUGAAAAUGAAUGUAAUGACGAUAAAGUGGAAAGCGAGACCGAAACUGUUCAUGAUCAAACCGCAGAAUUGGUCAUGCAUGAACCACGUAAACGUAGACGCGACGACUCUGAUAUUGACACUUUAUCCGAUGACUCGGACUAUUCCCCGACUCCAGAAAAUCUGUUUCACUUUGGUGAUUCAUCGGAAUCAGAAGAAAUAUGUGAGCCAGCUAAGCGUUCAAAAAGAACCAUGGGGCAAAGGGCAAAGAAGCAUGAGAAAAGAGGAAUACCUAGGGUAUUGAAUAGCGAUAACGAGGAUAACGUAGAUGACGAGAACGAUGAUGCUGACGGUAUAAUGCAAAAAGAUAAAAGAUUGUCAGCUGAGGCAGAUAAUGACGAAGAGACUGUCAAUAGCGGGUUCGAUGAGGAAGAGUAUGAUUUGGACGAUUCUGUUAUUUUGGAUAAACGUAUGCGUGGUCGUAGGACGUCAAAGUAUAGUGAUAACCUCAAACAACUUUUAGCUCGAAAGCAGGGUAUAACACUAGAAGAUGAGGAAAACGUGGACGACGUCGAAGAGGGAGAGGAAAUGGAUAAGGAAGCAUCUGAUGAACAGAAUAACAGCGAGAAUGUUGAAGAUAGAGAUGCUCCAUUAGACAUGAACUCGUAUAACGACUUGGAUGAUUUUGUAGUCGAAGAAGGUGAAAACGUUGACUUGUCUGGAUUAAAUUUUCCAGCCGAACUUACUUCGUCUGGUUCGCAGAGCAUGAAAUAUCAUUUUCAAGUAUUCAUUCAGUUUCUCGUUUAUCUUAACAAGUUUAGUUAUGACGAAUUAAUGGCAGAUGAAUAUUUCUCAUCAUCAGUCAAGGCCGUAGAGAGAAAAAUUGAUGGCUACAAGAACGUGCUUGUGGCUAGUUCUGCUUGGGCGGCUUACUUCAAAAAAGCCCUCCAUCGAUAUCCUAUCUAUCGUGCAAUACGAAUUCAAGCUUCUCCGUUUUGUGACGCGUGUAAGAGUUCGAGGCCAUCGACCUACAAAGUGACUCUAUCUGGGCCGAAAUAUCACAAGGACAGUUUGCGGGCAAGUCACUACGGAUCUACUUCAUCUGCAUCCUCAAUAUCCUCGUCCUCCGCAGAAGAGGACCAGAAUGACUUCCGUUUUACCUCUAAAUCUACUCGCACGUAUCAUCUAGGCAGAUUCUGUCAGGUACGAGCAAGAGUUUAUCAUGAUUUCCAUCACCUAAAGUUCCAUUACUUUCAAAGAAUACAUGCGGAGAUUCAAUCACGUGACUUUCCUGAAGAAAAACCAGAAGAUAUUGUGACGGAAUUGGAUAAACGUGAGUUCACUACAAUAAUGUAUGGACAGUUUGAGGAGUUGUGCACGAACACAGAGCGGCUGUAUAGGAAUCAGCCUAUUAAAGAAUAUAAUUAG